Eucalyptus grandis is the source of this 1998-nucleotide messenger RNA. Its product is annotated as (R)-mandelonitrile lyase-like. Gene Ontology annotation, molecular function: flavin adenine dinucleotide binding; oxidoreductase activity, acting on CH-OH group of donors. NCBI's taxonomy places the organism in Eukaryota, Viridiplantae, Streptophyta, Magnoliopsida, Myrtales, Myrtaceae. The coding region runs from base 85 to 1749 and encodes 554 amino acids. The transcript is spliced from 2 exons. The record is from RefSeq and is a predicted model, not a curated record.
GCCAGCGAAUUCAGAGCCGAAAGAAUUCUAGGGAAAAGCUCUCUCUUUCUUGAACCGAGACUGAGACUCCAAGAAGCUCCAUCGAUGGCGAGACCCUUGAAGGUUUGCUUCCUCCUCCACGUCGUGUUCUUCUGGGUGCUCCUGAGGGCAGCCGCCCUCUCAUCUGCCAGGCCACAUUCCACAGAAGAGCCACUGUAUCUCAAGUUUGUGUCGAAUGCCACGGACUUCCCGAUGGAGGACUACUACGACUACGUCAUAAUUGGAGGAGGCACUGCAGGGUGCCCCUUGGCGGCAACGCUCUCUCAAUCCUACAGAGUCCUUGUGCUCGAGCGCGGAGGCGUCGGCUAUGGCAAGCCCAACCUCAUGUCACAAGAAGGCUUCAUCAGGACUCUGAUGGAAGUCGACACAUUCCGUUCGCCGGCUCAAGCCUUCACAUCCGAAGAAGGAGUUCUCAAUGCCAGAGGCCGCAUUCUCGGCGGCAGCAGCGCAAUAAACGCCGGGUUCUACAGCCGGGCCAACUCCUACUUUUUCCGUAACUCGGGGGUGGAUUGGGAUCUUAGAAUCGUCAACAUGUCUUAUGCUUGGAUCGAGAAGGCUAUCGUGUUUCGGCCCAAGCUGAGGAGUUGGCAAUCCGCGGUCAGGGAUGGACUCCUGGAGGCAGGGGUUAAUCCCUUCAACGGGUUCACUUUCGAUCACGUGGCCGGAACCAAGAUCGGCGGUUCGACAUUCGACAGGUUCGGGAGAAGACACACCUCCGCCGAUCUAUUAAGCUACGCGAAACCUUCCAACAUUAGAGUGGGAGUGCAUGCUAGCGUCGAAAGGGUGCUGCUAGCUUCGACUUCGGCAGAUCCAGGACAAAAGCCAUCCGCAAUUGGAGUCGUUUAUCGUGACAAAGUGGGUCGCUACCAUCAUGCAAUGGUGCGUGACCACGGCGAAGUGAUCCUCUCGGCUGGCGCGAUAGGCAGUCCCCAGCUGCUGCUUCUCAGCGGCGUCGGACCUCGGCCCUAUCUUUCUUACUGGGGUAUCCCAGUGGCUCAUCACCUUCCAUUCGUCGGGCAGUUCCUUUAUGACAAUCCAAGGAAUGGGAUUUCGAUCGUGCCUCCGAUGCCGCUGGAGCAUUCUCUCAUUCAGGUUGUGGGGAUCACCAAAUCAGGAGCCUACAUUGAAGCGGCAUCGAAUGUGAUCCCUUUCGCGUCCCCGGCUCGCGCAGUUUUCCUGCACAUGCCGUCUUCACUGCUGAACGUGACCGUGGCCACUCUAAUGGGGAAGAUUGCUGGCCCACUCUCCCAUGGCUCGCUGAGGCUCGCUUCCACGGAUGUGAGGAUAAAUCCAAUCGUCCGGUUCAAUUACUUCAGCAACCCGGUGGAUCUGGAACGCUGCAUCAGCGGCAUACGCAAGAUUGGUGAAGUGCUGAGGAGUCAAUCCUUGGAUUACUUCAAGUUCAGGGACUGGUACGGGAAUAGAGAAUUCAGGUAUGUGGGGCCUCCCCUCCCGGCUGAUUUAUCAAACAACACACAAAUGGCGGAGCAUUGCCGGCGGACGAUGACUACCAUAUGGCACUACCAUGGUGGCUGCGUGGUAGGGAAGGUGGUCGAUAAAGAGUUCCGGGUGCUUGGAGUUAAUGCACUCCGUAUCGUGGACGGUUCCACAUUGAAUGUGUCUCCCGGGACCAACCCUCAGGCGACCUUGAUGAUGCUUGGAAGAUAUGUUGGGUUGAAGAUGAGGAGGGAGAGAUCGAGACCAAAGUGAUUCCAGAUGAAUAGAGUCAAAAUGCUUGUCGGUUCUCACGCUGCUUCAGCCUUGAUGCACGCAAAUCCCCAGAGUAGAAAACUGUCAUUUGCCAUUUGAUUUUACCGAUUCUUUCUUUUGGAAAAUAGCGAAUAGGGUCGUUUGCACGAACGGGUGAUGUGAGCAUGUAAAGAUGCAAGUUCAACUCCACCAUUCAUGUUGAUUCUAAACAGAGAAUUGAAAUCUCUCUCAGUAAUGUUCUCUUGGGUC